CGCCGCGACCAGAGAGGGGUUCCCCUUUCCAACAGAGCAGGGAGGCUGACAGAGGCUCCUUAACGUGUGAAAACUCGGACAACUAACAACCAGAAAGUACCGCCGUGGAUCGACUGAACACCUAAAGUCAAACUGCUUUUCUGAAAGUGAAAUGACCAGAUUUGAAGGUUAAAGUGCAUCUGUUUUGCGCCUCUCGUCGUGCGCUCUCACGACGGAUUUAGGUCUCCGAUGCCCAAAGAGUGCAGGAGAAAGACCUCCAAGGACUUCGGGCUUUCUGGAAUAAACGAGGGGUCGCGUUCAGAGCGGAGAACAGCCGCGAAGUCGUCGCAGAUUUGCGAUGGUCUCAUUCAGAAAGCCGCUCAAAUCGCCCCGUCGUCCGCCGCCGGAGCGCCGACUGUGAUGGAUGCGCGCCGGGUACCGCAGGUAACCAUCACCCCGGAGGGAGGCGGCUCCUCCCGGGAAAUGCAGCAGGAGGAUUGGGAUGAUGUGGUGGACGGAUCCCUGCGCAGGAAGCUGUCCAACUCAUCUAUCUCCUCUGGAGGGUCCUCCGCUGUGGAGUCCGAGGAUGACCUACUCAGUGACAACGAGACCAAAAGCAAAGGCAUCAUCACGUUAGAGCACCUUGGGGACACCGGAGAGAGCAAGCCGUGGUGGAAGUUAAAGACGAUCGUCCACUGGCCCUUUAGUGCUACCCAGAGGAGAAAACUGAGCUGGGUUCAGCUAGCCGGGCAUAAAGGUAACUUCAAAGCAGCAGACGAGGGCACCAUCCUGAAGAAGUUCUCGGAAAACGAGAUGCAGUGUUUUGAGAAGCUGAGGGAUGACGCACUCCUACCGUUUGUGCCCGGUUACCACGGCACUGUGGAAAAAGAUGGAGAGACUUUCCUUCAUAUGACUGACCUGCUGGCGAACUUUGACCAUCCCAAUGUCAUGGACUGCAAGAUGGGAGUGAGGACAUACUUGGAGGAGGAGCUUGUCCGGGCGCGGGAACGGCCCAAGCCGAGGGAGGACCUGUACCGUAAAAUGGUGGAGGUGGAUGGCGAUGGGCCGACUCCCCAGGAACAUUCCCAACGUGGCGUCACAAAGCCUCGCUACAUGCAGUGGAGGGAGACCAUGAGCUCCACCAACACCCUGGGCUUCAGAAUAGAAGGGAUCAAGAAAUGUGACGGUACGUGUCGGACUGACUUCAAGAAAACCAGAUCGAAGCAGGAUGUCAUCCAUGUGUUCAAAGACUUUGUUGGAGGGAACGUCAACAUUAUAACGUCUUACCUGAGCAGGCUGACGGAGAUCCGGCAGGCCCUGAAGACAUCAGAGUUCUUCAAGCAGCACGAGGUCAUUGGCAGCUCUCUCCUCUUUAUCCAUGACCACACGGGCAGUGCCCAGGUCUGGAUUAUUGACUUUGGCAAGACCACAGCCUUACCAGUGGGCCAGACGUUAACCCAUGACAUUCCCUGGCAGGAAGGCAACCGGGAGGAUGGCUAUCUGUGGGGGCUGGAAAACCUCCUCCACACCCUGGAGUCUGUCAACAAUGAAGGGACUAGCGAAGAAACCUUUUGCUCAGUUAUGAAAGAAAAUAGCCAAACUACUGAAACAGAUGAGCAUGUUGGAUACUGAUGCUGCAAUGUCUGUUAUAGCAUGUUCUUCGGUCCUGGUCAGACAUGUUCUGCAAAUGAAGUGAAUGAAAAUGUAUAAAAAAUUAAAACAGGAAAA
Molecule: messenger RNA, 1707 nt
Organism: Micropterus dolomieu (smallmouth bass)
Lineage: Eukaryota; Metazoa; Chordata; Actinopteri; Centrarchiformes; Centrarchidae
Gene: itpka
Product: inositol-trisphosphate 3-kinase A
Exons: 8
Coding region: 229-1611 (460 amino acids)
Biological process (GO): inositol phosphate biosynthetic process
Cellular component (GO): nucleus; cytoplasm
Molecular function (GO): inositol-1,4,5-trisphosphate 3-kinase activity; inositol tetrakisphosphate kinase activity
Source: RefSeq, a predicted model, not a curated record